Puntigrus tetrazona (Sumatra barb) is the source of this 2666-nucleotide messenger RNA. Its product is annotated as cytochrome P450. The transcript has 9 exons. Gene Ontology annotation, cellular component: mitochondrial inner membrane. Lineage: Eukaryota; Metazoa; Chordata; Actinopteri; Cypriniformes; Cyprinidae. Gene Ontology annotation, molecular function: monooxygenase activity; heme binding; iron ion binding. The coding region runs from base 676 to 2256 and encodes 526 amino acids. Gene Ontology annotation, biological process: cellular response to peptide hormone stimulus; C21-steroid hormone biosynthetic process; cortisol metabolic process. The record is from RefSeq and is a predicted model, not a curated record.
AUUUUUUUCCCCACAUUUAAUUUGUUUACUCGUGUUCAAUUUCAAUGACCGAAUCUAACUGAACUAAUAAGUAAAAAAUGAGUCUAGAUUAUUGCUUUAGUGUGAAUUUACUACUUCUACAUUCUAUUGUACAGGCGUCCAUUUACUUUUCCUUCAGCCUGAGGAUCAUUCAUUUAACUUUUGGUAUGAAAGAGCUUUUGCGUUUGCCAAAAAUAGAACCUUUUUAUAUUAAAAAUAGACAAGCCAGCCCUGCCCAAUUUUUAUUUUUUUUUUUAAAGUUGACGUAACGCAUUACUUUCCAUGAAAAGUAACAGUUACUUUUUUUAGUGAGUAACGCAAUAUUAUAAUGUCAAAAGUAACUUUCCUCGACACUGCUGAAGACUGGAGCAAUCGUUGGAACAGCUUCGGACUGGUUUAACACAUCAAAUAAAUGCAGCCUCGACUUUUCUCAAAAGUUUUCACUGACUCUGUGGUAUACGUGAAGUAGCGGUAAUAACGCUGGAGACUUCGACGGAAUCUCAACUGCAGCAUUCACCCACGAUAACAAGAGAGUUUACUCAAGUUCAUUUGCAGGGGAAGAGUCUCUCUUGGCACAGACUACCAUUACGAAGAAAAAUAGCUCACUGCUGUAUCAGGACUAUUGUACAGACUGUGCUGGGGACAGCGAGAGUAGACAUGUUUUCCAAUUCACUGCUGAGAACUGGAUUCUUUUUAUGCAAGCGGGACUACGGAGGAAUAAAAUGCCUCACGUCGGUAUUCUGCACUCGGACGACUAGUACGCUAAUAGGUGGCGAGAAACAAAAAACCAUGGACGACUUGCACGGUCCUAGCUUUCUGACAUCCUUAUACUGGCUCUUCGGGAAAGGUUAUUUUCAAACGACACAUCAACUGCAGAUAGAGCACAGCAAAAUCUACGGCCCCCUUUGGAAGUCCAAAUACGGACCGCUGGUUGUUGUCAAUGUGGCCAAUGCAGACCUCAUAGAACAGGUUUUACGGCAAGAGGGUCGCCACCCCAUUCGUACUGACAUGCCCCACUGGAGAGGAUACCGAAAACUCCGCAAUCAUGCCUAUGGACCCCUCACGGAAAUGGGAGCGGAGUGGCAGCGCAUUAGAAGCAUCCUGAAUCCCCGCAUGCUGAAGCCCAAACAUGUGUCCAACUACACCAAUGCUAUUAAUGGUGUGGUGAGCGACUUUAUUGGGAAGGUGGCUAAGCUUAGGACAGCAAAAGGCAAUGACCUUAUGGUGUAUGAUGUGGCAGGAGAACUGUACAAGUUUGCCUUUGAAGGAAUAUGCUCAGUGUUGUUUGAAACUCGCAUGGGGUGUCUGAAUGAUGUGGUUCCUGAAGAAACACAGAAGUUUAUCUUCUCUGUUGGGGAAAUGUUCCGUCUUUCUCCCAUUGUGAUCCUGUUCCCCAAAUCUCUCUGGCCCUACAUGCCUUUUUGGAAGCAUUUUGUGGCUGUUUGGGACCAUCUGUUCAAAGUUGCGGAUGAACUAGUGCGGAAGAAGAUGGCAGAGAUUCAGGAAAGGGUGAAACAUGGGCAGCCAGUGGAGGGCGAGUAUCUCACGCACCUCCUGAUCAGUGAACAGAUGUCCUUCACUGAGGUUUUGGGAAGCAUUACAGAGCUUCUGCUGGCAGGAGUCGACACCACAUCAAACACUAUUUCCUGGGCUCUUUAUCACUUGGCACGGGAGCCAGAGAUCCAGCAGAAGCUGUAUGAGGAGGUUAUCAGUGUCUGCCCAGAUGACAAAGUGCCCUGUAGCGAAGACAUCACCAGGAUGCCACUGCUAAAGGCCGUUGUUAGAGAGACUCUUCGAUUGUAUCCCGUGGUUCCUGGGAAUGCUCGCGUCGUUGCUGAAAGAGAAAUAGUGGUGGGCGGCCACCUCUUCCCUAAAAAUACACUUUUCCACCUCUGCCACUUUGCAGUGUCCUACGAUGAGAAGGUGUUUCCCAAUCCCUUUGCCUUCCUCCCUCAGCGCUGGAUCCGGGAAGAGAAGCAGUUAAACCAGCAUCCCUUCGGGUCUGUGCCGUUUGGCUUUGGCAUCCGUGCGUGCCUGGGCCGCAGAGUGGCUGAACUGGAGAUGUACCUCCUCUUGUCCCGGUUAAUAAAACACUAUGAAGUGCGUGCAGACUCUUCAGGAAGGACCGUGAAGCCGAUCACGCGAACUCUGCUGGUCCCUGCCACGUCUAUUGACCUGCGGUUUCUUGAUAGGCAAAAAGGGCCAGAGGAGCCACUUAAAGCAAAUGCUUCUGUAUAAAUAACUGUGCACUUCUCAAAGCAGUUUGCUUCUAUAUAAUGCUGUUUACAUAUUUGAUAUGACUUACAUAGCUGAAAAAUUCACUAAAAUGCGUAGCCCUAUGGACAAAGUGCUUACUAAUUUACACUGCUUGACAUAAAAAAGCAUUUUUAUUUAUAAUAACUCUUAUUUUACUGUUAUAGAUGCCUAUUAUACAGUGUACUGUAAAUGUACUAAUUGUAAAAAUAUUUUUAUGUAAAUUGCAUGUGAAUGAAUGUAAUUGUAAUUAAUGAAUUCAUGUUAGUAUCAUAUGUAAGAAAGUUAAAAUUAAAUUUGUCAGUGAAUAUGCAUGAUUUUUAAUGCAAUGUUUUCCUUGUUUUUAUCCCAACGUAUAAAAUAAAUGAAUAAAAUAAUUUUUUAAGCAUACAAUA